Molecule: messenger RNA, 1046 nt
Organism: Neurospora hispaniola
Lineage: Eukaryota; Fungi; Ascomycota; Sordariomycetes; Sordariales; Sordariaceae
Exons: 1
Coding region: 216-1016 (266 amino acids)
Source: RefSeq, a predicted model, not a curated record
UUGAACAUGUGGCCGAGAGCUACGCCAUGAUUGGAUCCCAAGUAUGACAGAGCCGCAUGUAGCUUCGCUUAACGUUGGACCCGCCAUGCCCAUAACUCUCUUUCCUUCCAACUUUGUGAGUUUAUGCUCGUCUCUCUCUUCACCCGACCUUUGUCUCUCUUGAUUCUAUCACUGCUUCAACAUCAUCACUAUCCCUUCUCCGACCAGUUGAUACAAUGUCAGCGUUCCUCUCAGCCGUGCUGCUCUGGGCAAUGCAGGUUGGAGCAGCCACCUUCCCAGCGACGGUCGAGGUGGACUUGAUCUUCCCACGCAACGACACGUAUGCGCCGUCGAUACUCUUCCCCAUCGUCUUCGCUUUCCAGAACGCGGCGCUGGCUUCGUCGCUCGACCCCUCCCUUGACUUGCUGCUCUGGGAUAGCACCUUCAGUCACGCGAAUGAUUCUACCCUGAACCUGAAGUCGACCAACUUUUCCAACGAGCCCACCUUUGUGUACACGUAUAUCUCGACACUCAACACAACAGCCGACGGGGCGCCGACGUCCUACAUGCUGUCGUGGGAGCUUGGCGCCCGCAACUGCUCCCACGGGGGCCUGCCCUUUAUCGGCGGUGGCUUCCGUAGCCUCGGUGUGACAUUUACCAUCGCAAACGGCGCUCCGAACCCCGACCUCGUGGGGGCAACGACAAACAGCGCCUUAUGUACCAACGCCAGCCAUUUCGCCUUCAAUCUCACGGGCACUCUAGACGUGUAUCCGGCGCAGUACGACGGCCGCAACUCGUGCGCCGUGCUCUCGGACGUGCAGCCCCUGGUGGACGGCGACCCGUGUGCAGUCCACGUGGAUUCGGCCACAGCAAGCAGCAUCUCGGCCGCCCUCACAGCCACGGCAUGCGCGGAUGCCGUCAGCCCCUUGGUGAGCUGUCCCAGCAAGCAGAACGCGGCGGCGGCGGAUACAAAGGCUGGGUUCCCAGCCAUGCUAAGCGGCUUCGUCGCGGCUUUGGUUGCCAUGCAGCUUUUGUAGAGCAGACAUAGUCUUUUGAGCAAGAUGCUU